Toxotes jaculatrix (banded archerfish) is the source of this 1625-nucleotide messenger RNA. RefSeq lists its product as uncharacterized. The record is from RefSeq and is a predicted model, not a curated record. The coding region runs from base 6 to 797 and encodes 263 amino acids. Lineage: Eukaryota; Metazoa; Chordata; Actinopteri; Toxotidae. The transcript is spliced from 4 exons.
GAGCCAUGGCUGCCCCCAUCGCUCUCAUUCAAGGGGCCAGCAGAGGCUUGGGGCUUGAAUUCUGCAAACAUAUCUUGAAAAAUAAAACCCCCGCCGCCGUUAUAGCGACAUGCCGAAACCCGGACGGAGCAGCCGAGUUGCGGGGCCUGGCCGGUCAACACCCGGGCAGACUGACGGUCCUCAGGCUGGACGUGAACCGGGAGGAGGACAUCCGCGGAGCUGCGGAGCAGGUUAAGGAGAGUUUCGGUCGGCUGGAUUUGAUUGUCAACUCGUCGGCGAUGCUUCAUCCUUCCGGGAAAGGAGAGACUAGUCUGAGAGAUGUCUCUGCUCAGGGCACCAUUGCCACCUUGACAACUAACACAGUGGGUCCACUGGUUAUGGCAAAGUAUUUUGCCCCGCUCCUUCAGAAGGGUGGAGGUGGAUUCGGUCAACAACCCUCAGAGAAAACCAAGGAGCACAGCGGCAUCAUCGUCAACAUCACUGCCAAAGUGGGAUCCAUUGGUGACAAUGGUCUUGGGGGUUGGUACAGCUACAGGAUGUCUAAAGCAGCUCUCAACAUGGCCACCAGGAAUCUGUCUAUAGAGCUGGGCCGUGGUCGACCCAAGGUGGUGUGUGUGUCCUUACAUCCAGGAACAGUGAACACAGACCUUUCCCGGCCAUAUCACAGGAAUGUGCCAAAAGACAAGUUGUUCAGUACCGAACACUCUGUGAACUGCCUGAUGAGCAUCAUAGACACACUGAAUAUCGAAAAGACUGGCAGGGCCUACAGCUGGGACGGGGCUGAGCUUCCUUGGUAGAAUCAACAAAUGGAGAAAGAGAGUUAUUAUUAUAAUUUAUUCAGCUCUACUCUUGAUGCUAACUCUCUGAGCAUAAUUCAGAGUGUGCCCUAAGCUGGACCUUACAUUGACAAUUCAUCAGAACUGAAGAUAGUGCUGUAUGGGAGGUUCCUGGUGGAGUCACAGUCUAAUCAGUCAAAGACAAACCUCUUCCACUACCUCACAACCAGCCAAAGUAACACUUACGUUGUGUAUAAUGCCAUCACAUGAAGGCCUUAUGUGACUGUAAGACUUGAUGCAGUUGUAACUGAACUAAUGGCCUGUGGUAGCAUGACAGGUGACGUUUUGGCAGUAGAAAUAAUGUAUUAUCAUAUUAAUCUAGAGGGUUUUUGCAGUAUCAAGUGGCUUAUGGUAAAAGGAAUAGUUUGACAUUUUUGGAGAAAAUGCAUAUUUGCUUUUUUGCCAAGUGUUAAAUGAUGAGAUUGGUGACACUCACAUAGUAUUUGUUCAUUCAGCUGAAGAGAUGCUUGAAACAUGAGGUUAGCGUAACUUAUCAUAAAAACUAUAAACAGCUAUCCUGGCUGUGUCCAAAGGUAGAAAAAUCCACAAAUCAGCACCUUUAAAACAUACAGAUGAACAUGUUAUAUCUUGUUAGGUUAAUCUAUAUAAAAACCCAAGUGUUAAAAUGACUAGCUGUAGUUUUACAGUUAGAUCCUCUCAUUUAAGUUUCAGCAAUGAAGCAAAUAAAAAGCAUAUUUCCCAAAAUGUGGAACUAUUAAUUUAAGUGUGAUACAUAUUCCUUGUUGUCUUUAAUACUUCUUUGUUGAAUAAAAUCAGUUUUUGUCAUGA